AUGACGGACUUCGUACCACUCNNNNAGAUCAACAAGUCGUUGUUGGCACUGAAGGAAUGUAUAAGGGCAUUGGAUCAGCAGGCUGAUCAUACUCCCUUCAGAGGCUCGAAGCUCACCCAGGUCCUCAAAGAUUCAUUCGUAGGCAGUAACUGCUCUACAGUGAUGAUAGCAAAUAUAUCGCCAUCAGCAGCAUGCGUGGAGCAUACCCUCAAUACGCUGCGCUACGCCUAUAGGGUGAGUUGUC
Messenger RNA from Perkinsus marinus ATCC 50983, 244 nucleotides. RefSeq names its product kif4, putative. The record is from RefSeq and is a predicted model, not a curated record. The transcript is spliced from 3 exons. The annotation marks the transcript as partial. Gene Ontology annotation, molecular function: ATP binding; microtubule motor activity; microtubule binding. Gene Ontology annotation, biological process: microtubule-based movement. NCBI's taxonomy places the organism in Eukaryota, Perkinsozoa, Perkinsida, Perkinsidae.